UUUUUUUUUUAAAUUUUGUGUCAAAUUUGGGAGACUAGAAAACUGAAUGUCCCGUUCAGUCAACUAGGACCAGGUGAUGCAUGCAGUGGGUAGAGCUUUAGGGGUUCCUUAGAAUCUUAGCCUGAUCAGUAGCAUUUUCUGCCAUUCUGUAACACGUAUUUCUAUUUAAUUGCUAACAGUGAAGCCAUCCUAAUCUCUCUUACACAAUGACCUCGUGGAAUUCAUCAAAUUAACUCAUUGGACCAUCUAAAUGGUUUGCCACUAACAUAUCCUAAUAUCUAACGCGUGUUCACAAAUAUAUUCAUAAAAUAUAAGUAACGCUUGCUUCAACAAUCAGAUAGGGAAAAUGCUAUACAUAUAUCGAUUGCAAACAGCUUUACCAUACGAGUGACUCAUCUCUCGUACGAUUGUUUUCUAUUGAUUUUAAGACGGUGUUUUUGACGGUAGAUAAACCUGGUGAUUAAUUUAUCGCGCGAAAGAGUUCCCUUCACCUCACUCUAGGUCACACAGAUGUUUACCUUUCACGGUAGUAAAAUUAUGUCAAAAAGGCUUUAAACUCUGUCAAGGAUCUUGCACGGUUUUUAAUAAGCUUUAUGUGAAGAUCUAACAGGACAAUAGACUUGAGGUAUAAGGCAAUGCUCUAAGAUUUAUCUUAUUAAUUUGAAUUGCUAUUUCCGGACAGUCUGACGUUCAACACAGGAUAAAGUUCGAGCUUUGAUAAUAAGUUUAAUCUCUCGAAUACACUGACAGACAGACAUGUGGUAGGGUCAGUUUACUGUUACUAUUAAUAUAUUAUCGAUAUCAGCAUUAAUCUCCCAUCAAACACACGCAGAUACAUAAAUACUUACAAAUGAUACCGUUCCUUCUGUACAAACAAAAGGUUACCUUCUAAUUGGACAGAUGAAUGAUCAUCUCGUUGUACUUUGUGAAUGUUGGUCAGUCGAACAUGUAAUACUUACAAUAUCCUGUUACACAUACAUAGAACAUGCAAUCAUAAUUAAACUCAAUACUCUUGCGGAUGUUACUCCUAAUAUCAAACAAAAUAUUUUUAUCUUCAGUAUAUAAAUUCGCUCAUUUUACUGCAGUCUCAAAAUAAGUAAAAAUAAUAAUAUUUUACUGCAUGUAAUAAUCCAUGCAAUAGAAAAUUAUGCCGCGAAUAUGGCAGUAUCAUAUGAAAGAGAUCAUUAUGAUUAAUAAAGGUGUAAUAAAUUAACACACAAAUUCACUGUCUACGGAGAUCCAAAAACCGCAAUAUAUCCUAUUGACCAAUCAUUGCUUCGCCAGAUCAACACAGCAAAAAGCCGACUUGGCUACUUUCCAGAAUGAACCGGAUUGUCAACAAAAUGAGGUAGCUCCGCCCAUUUCAGUUUGUUGACAUCGAGAGUUGUGUAUAAAUACGAAAAAUGACAUCAGAUUUCUCAUUAUCUUCUACAGAUAGAAACAGAACACACUCUACAAGAAAAUUGUAGCUUGGAAUCACUUUUUGGAAUUUAGCAGUUUGAUCUCACUGUAGUAUAAGAAAUGCUCCUGAAACAGGAAAGCCCUAAAUUCAUAGAGAGAGAAAUGACCUGGAUAAGUUCUCUCCCAAUGGUGACCACACUUUUGAGCGGCCGCCAUGUCAUCAUCGACUUCAUGACAGAACAGCAGCUUACAGAGACCUACUGUAUGAUACAAGAGGCCGCCCAACAUGGGGACGGAUAUGGUAUCGACGAAUUCGAUUCUGAAAAAGACUUCCGUCGAGAAAUUGAAGGAAGUGACUGUUUUGCCGUGACUUGCAAAGAAAGUGGUGAACUGUUAGCUGGUUUCAUCUUAGCUAUUAGCAAGUUCUACCGUGGUGCAAAUGGAGUGGUGGAUCCAUUCAUUAUUGUCAAACGCUCCGAGAGAAACCAGAAGCUGGGCGAAUUCUGCAUGCGAAAAGCCAUUGAACUCUCAACGAAGAUUGGUUACAUGGGCAUGUAUGUAGACACAUUUUCCAACAAUAUUGCCGUCCAGCGAAUCAUUGAAAAGAUCGGUGACUUCCAGAAAGUUGGCUUCCUCCCACUAGGAGGCAAACUUAAAAAUGGACAAUUGGUUGGUUCCGUCAUCUAUUACCGGGAUCUGUCCACAAUAACUGAUGACACGUGAAAACUUUGGACUUGAAUCUGGGUCUAAUACCCAAUUAGGCCCACCGUGACGAGGAAAAAACUCUUAACAGAAGAAACCUCUUCUCUGUUACAGCCCGCACUGUUUCGGUAUCGAAAUCUGCAACGUUGCGCGUCCACCUUCCACUGGCCAAAAGAGAAUAACUAUAAAUCUCACUGUGAUGUGGAUGAGUCGAACAGUUAUGACGCUAAGUUGACUGAUUAUGAUCAGUUUUGCACAUACGUCAGACUGUCACAGUAAAUAUAUUUUUGAUAUAUGUUUAAAUGAUACCACAAGCUGUAUUCAAUGAUUUAAUCAUACAAUCAUUGGUGCUGUUGAAUAUAAUUUUGUUCUUUUGACAAUUAUAUUGUUACAUUUAAUAAAAAGUAUUAAAACCAUG
Messenger RNA from Ostrea edulis (European flat oyster), 2521 nucleotides. RefSeq lists its product as uncharacterized. NCBI's taxonomy places the organism in Eukaryota, Metazoa, Mollusca, Bivalvia, Ostreida, Ostreidae. The coding region runs from base 1522 to 2124 and encodes 200 amino acids. The transcript has 2 exons. The record is from RefSeq and is a predicted model, not a curated record. Gene Ontology annotation, molecular function: acyltransferase activity, transferring groups other than amino-acyl groups.